CUUGUACCCCCCUUUCGCGAUUACUCACCCUCUCAACCUGCCGCUGUCUCACGAUAAGACCACUCAUCCUCUGUCCAUGCAGCAAACGCAUCGUCUGUCAGCAGUCGUGACAUACACAGACCACAGUGAGCACAUCACAUCGCGCGGAAUCCGAUGUCCGUAGCCACCAAGAUGGCACGCGUAGACCCAGGUCAGAAGCGCAAAUUCAAUGGCAGUGAUAGCUCUGGCUCUCGCUUCCAUCAAGCUCAGCGUAGCCCUCAGAGAAAGGCCAAGCUGCAGGCCGCCUCGCAGCAGCGCACGGUAAAGCAAGUGGCCAAGAUGAGCGGCAUUUUCACCAUGGAGGAAGACGAGCUGUACGACGCCUUUCAGUUUGGGAAGAAGGUGGGGUCCGGCAAUUGGGCCACAGUCUAUGAGGCUCGUGUGCGAAGCGAUGGGCAGAUCAAGGCCAUCAAGCUGGUAUCGCGGUCCCCCAAUGGAGUGACAACUGAGGCUGCGAGACAGCGUUUCGAGGCGCUGAAGAAGGAAUACAGGAUUCUUCGUACCAUACCAUCCACAGUGCCAUGGCAUGUCAAUAUCAUCAGGCACGACUGUUUCAUCAGUACGCCCGCUACUGGCUGUCUCGUAGCACCACUACACGAUGAGCCGAUGACUGUCUGUCUUCCACUGGCCAUGCUGAGAGCAUACUGCCUCAAGCUCGCGUCUGCUCUCGAAUGGCUCCACACCUACUGCAUCUGCCACAACGACGUCAAACUUGCCAACAUUGUCGUUGAUAGGAAUCUACAAGACCCGAUUGGGGAGCCCAUCCUUGUUGACUUUGGCUUCGCUACCGAUCAUCGUCCGGGAGGCGGCACCGAAUUUUGGACACAGGACAAGAUGGGCACUGCAGAGUACCUGAGCCCGGAGCGUGCAGCAGGCCGACUCCAUGAUGAGCGCCUCAGCGACAUCUGGGCUCUUGGUGUCUCAUUCUUCGAGAUGGCAACGGGGCGCACGCCAUUCGAGAGGCCAGACGAGGGACCUUGCAACGAGGAAUCGAUGGGCGAAUACCGUCGGCGCAUUCAAGACGAUGAGUGGUACAUUGAUGAUGACCUUCCGCAAGACUUGGUCGAACUCUGUCGGUUGAUGGUGCACAAGAACCCCCGACUGCGUCUGCCGCUGGCAGAAGUCAGUCAGCACGACUUCUUCCGCCGCGAAAGUCGCGAUGAUCCCUCUGAUCUUGAGAACAAUAGGCUUCACUUGGAGGGAAGGGACGAGUCAUCUGACUCUUUCCUCAACAGCAGCAGUGGUCACUCCCAUAGCGAACAGAAGGAUCUACCGAAGACGCCCUCGCAUUUGGCCAGCAAGAUUGCUGCCGGCAGUCUUGCUUUCCCAGGCUCACCAGGUCUCGAUUUCGACGACCUUUCUUUCGAGCCCGAGCUCAUCGACUCGAGAGCCCCUUGGGGCAGCAGUGCCGACGUCUCGCUCAAGUCUGAAGAUCUUCACAGCUACCAUGGUCAUCAACACAAUCACACUGUGCCACGCAAAGCUCCCAAGUUGGCGGUUCCCAUCGACAUUGUCUCCAAAAGAGACAAAUUUGUGCUCUGCACACCUCACUCUACCGCAACAGUCAAGCCCACUGCUGCUCAGACUGCUCCACCGCUGCGCUUUGCGCUUCAAAACGUUUCAAGCAAAGUGAACCUCCAACAGUCGAGCAAUGUCAAGGUUGGUUUCAGCCCGGAGAAGGGCACCAUCAAGAAAAUCUCUGGGACACCAAGAAGGCAAGCUAUGAUCAACGAGAAGCAGACCAGGACUCCAGCUUUUGCAGCGAUGCCGAGUCUGGCUUCGAUGUGAGCUUCAGCGAAGAUGAGAAGGCAGGAGAAGGAGAUCCGACCAUCGUUCUGCCUGCCGCUACCCAUAUCAAGAGAACCGGCGCCCAAGCAGACAAGGUCGAAAGUCAGAAUGGCAGCGUCCGCCACAAGAAUGUCUCUGAGCG
Microstroma glucosiphilum is the source of this 1969-nucleotide messenger RNA. Its product is annotated as kinase-like protein. The coding region runs from base 154 to 1827 and encodes 557 amino acids. The transcript is spliced from 7 exons. Gene Ontology annotation, cellular component: cytoplasm. NCBI's taxonomy places the organism in Eukaryota, Fungi, Basidiomycota, Exobasidiomycetes, Microstromatales, Microstromataceae. Gene Ontology annotation, molecular function: protein serine/threonine kinase activity; ATP binding. Gene Ontology annotation, biological process: autophagy; peptidyl-serine phosphorylation. The record is from RefSeq and is a predicted model, not a curated record.